AUGGAACUCAACCGCGAACAUUUUCGCGCCAUAAUUUAUUACAACUUUCAGAGACAAUUAUCGCAACAAGAAUGCCUUGCUCAGGUACUGUCUGUUUUCGGCAACGAAGCGCCACAUCAGUCGGCAAUUUCCCGUUGGUAUGGAGAAUUCAAACGUGGACGGGUGAGUCGUAGCGACGAUCCCAGGGUGGGAAAACUCAUCAUUGAAGAUAGACAUGUAACAUAUCGCGAGUUUGAGGCGUCCUUGAAGAUCUCAAAGACCUCAAUUCAAAAAAUUUUACAUGAAGAAUUAGGAGUUAGAAAAUUAGUUUCUCGUUGGAUACCCCACCUGUUGACUGAAGAGCAGAAAGCAGCCAGGGUUAAUUGUUGUGAUGAAUCGUGGAUUUACUGUUAUGAACCAGAAAAUAAACGACAGUCGGCUGUUUGGGUGUUCCAAGGUGAAGAAAAGCCAACAAAAAUGGUCGCGACAUUUGUGUCAAAAGCGGGUCAUAUUGCAACAAUUCCUCUUAAUGAGCAAAGAACUAUUACUGUGGAUUGGUAUACCACCAUUUGUUUGCCAAAAGUCAUCACCGAGCUUCGAAAAAUCAACCCCGAAAGAAGAAUCAUCCUCCACCAAGACAAUGCAAGCUCACACACAGCCCAAAAAACAAGGCAGUAUUUAAUGGAAGAAAACGUGGAAUUAUUGGACCAUCCUCCAUAUAGUCCCGAUCUAAGUCCUAACGAUUUCUUUACUUUCCAGAAAAUUAAAAACAAACUGCGUGGUCAAAGGUUCCAGUCGCCAGAAGAAGCAGUUGACGCAUUGAAAAAUGCCGUUUUCGAUCUGCCAGCAAACGAGUGGAAUAAGUGCUUCGGAAAUUGGUUCGAGCGCAUGCAGAUGUGUAUUAAUCUUCGUGGAGAAUACUUUGAAAAACAAUAA
Messenger RNA from Acanthoscelides obtectus, 915 nucleotides. The record is from the annotation of a GenBank genome assembly. Lineage: Eukaryota; Metazoa; Arthropoda; Insecta; Coleoptera; Chrysomelidae.